AUGCCGGUGCCGCCGGCUGCGAAGUCUUCGGGCUUCGUUCUUCAGAAGAGGCCGAGGCACUACGCCGCCGCUGACGCCGGUGGCGAAGAAGAAGAGAGAGCGGCCGCACCCUCAGGAACCCAGCAGCCUGCCACGGCCGCGCCUCCUCUGGCGCGGAAGGGCGGCAACAUCCCUCGCGCCUCUCCGGCCCAGUCGUCCUCGCGAGGCCCGGAGGACCGACCCCAGGAGAAGGCGAUCUCCACAGCCAAGCCGGCUCCGGAGGCGCUCGCCCUCAGCUCGCCAGCCGAGGUUCCACAGGCUCAGGAGCCCCCAACUUCUUCUUCUGCUGCCACCAACUCGCAGAUCUUGGCGACGACGCUGCCUCCUCCUCCUCCCAUCUCGCCGCUGGCUUGUGAUCCUUCUGCUUCACCCAAUGCUCUGGAGGAGGCCCUUUCUGCGCUGACCCAACUCCGGGACGACCUUCAAGGCGCCGACCUUCGCCUGGUGGUGGGGCACUUGGAGCUGAUCUCAGGGUGGUUUCACUUCGACGUGUCUGUCAGGGCAGCACUGGGCCAGGCCGCGGCAGCUUCCGAGGAGGAUAAGCGGGCUGCCGGCCAUGCUUCGGCCGCCCUCGAGGCGGCGUUGAAGGACGCCGCAGCCGCCAAGGAGCGCUCCCGAGUGGCGAAGGUCGAGCUGGAGAAACGCGACCGUCUGGAGAAGCUGGAGAAGAAGGUGGAAGCGGAGAGGGACCAGCUGGAAGCCAAGGCAACGGUUCUGGUUGAGGAUCAUGUGGCCUUUGGAUCUCUUGACGAGAGGUCCCGCGAGGCGCUGCAGGAGCUUUACGAGAAGGGCUUGGAGGAGCCGCUAGUGACUGAUGAUGAGGGCCUUGCCCAGCUACUCCAUCAGCUCGUCGCAGCGCUGGAAGAUGUCAUCAACGGGAUUGGCUCCAUGGUGGACGGGAAGCGCGCGCGCUCUCCUCAUCGGCCUUGA
Messenger RNA from Aegilops tauschii subsp. strangulata, 969 nucleotides. NCBI's taxonomy places the organism in Eukaryota, Viridiplantae, Streptophyta, Magnoliopsida, Poales, Poaceae. The record is from RefSeq and is a predicted model, not a curated record.